Messenger RNA from Pelmatolapia mariae (spotted tilapia), 873 nucleotides. RefSeq lists its product as uncharacterized. Lineage: Eukaryota; Metazoa; Chordata; Actinopteri; Cichliformes; Cichlidae. Bases 58 to 873 code for a protein of 271 amino acids. The transcript is spliced from 8 exons. The record is from RefSeq and is a predicted model, not a curated record.
UUCACAGAGAGUUCCUGUUCUCAGAUCACACAGGAACUAUUCAGACACUGUGUCAGGAUGAAGGUGAACAUCUUCUGCUGCCUGUUAGCCUGCACUCUGGGCUCUAACGUCACUGCAGGUUUAACCCAUGAAGUAUUUAAGGAGGGGACACAGGUCACUCUGCGCUGUCCUCACUCUGUGGAGGGUAAUGUGACGUGGAGCAGAGAGAGUGGAGGAAGCAGAGCUGACAUACUUACAGCUGAUGGAGACGGAACUAUAAAACACAUCAAUGAUCCACAGAAACGAUACGAUUCACAGGCUGACGGGUCUCUGAUCAUCCUCAGAGCUGCUCUCUCAGACUCUGGCAGAUACGUCUGUAAAAAUCAAACAGCUGUGGAGCUGACAGUGAUCCCAUCAGAGAAUAAGACAACAACAAAUACUACAACAACACCAUCAAUUACUACAACACCACCACCACCAACUACUGCUACAUCUCAUAAAGCAUCAGUAACACCUGCAUCACCCACUGAGGCUCCAUCAGCUUUUCCAGUGCAGACUUUCCUGAUAGGAACUGGUCUUCUUCUUCUCUCCAUCCUCAUCCUCAUCACUGUCUACUUCAUGUGGAGAUGCAGGUCCAACAGACGAGGGGAUGACAAACAGCUCCACGUCUAUGAUGAGAUACCAGCUGCAGCAGAACUUCAUCUUAUAAAUGGAGCUCGACUACGACCUGCACACUGCCUGAUGGAGCAGCCAGAUUCUCCAUAUUCUGUGAUUGGUGCCACGUUUAGUGAUGGAAAUAAAAAAGGUUCUUCACAGCCCGUCGACAACACGUAUUUCUUACUGGAGAAACCCAAAGCAUCAAGAAGCAGGCCAGACCAGUUUAGUUUCACCUGA